CUCGCCGAGCACGCCGCGCACCCAAGAAGAACGUAUGAGGGAAAUGGGGCGAACAGGCUCCACAAUUAAGAAAUGGACAUCAAGAUCGGGGCAGGGACUCUUGCUGACGAUGGUGCUCGUGCAGAACUCCUUGACAAUGCCACCAGCCCUAGCCGAGAAAUCUCCAAUCAUUGGACAAAGGGGUGGAAAGGAGGAUCAAACAGUAGCAGCAGCAGCAACAAUAGCAUCAGGGCGACAUUUGCCUCGCCCACACCGACUACGACGCGAAGAAUAUCCAUUCUCGCGAGGAGACCGCCAACGUCACCAACAGCCGCUGACCGAGCAGGAGCGUAUUCCAUAUGCCCGUGUAUCAUCACGGAACCACCAUGACCAGCAGGAGUGGGGGCAAGAGCACCGAAAACUGGACAGAGCAACAGAAGGGGAUUCAAAGCUCUCCUUCAAACCAGAGAUCUCAGAAAAUGGGAAUAGUCCCUUGCCACACAUCUACCGCGCUGCCACCACACCUCCAACCAACGGUACGUGUCCGGUUACCCUCCAUAAAUCCAACGCUGCGGUACUGCGAGAAGACCGGGACAACGCCGGGCCGUCGACUGUGAUUGCCGGCGCCUUGUCUGUGUGGGAAAGGCUGCGGCAGGCCUCAACCGCAUCAUCUCGACUGCGAUGCCCGAGCCCGCCGUGCUGUCUUGGGAUGCACGCACACACGUACCAGGGGGGCGACCUCGGAGAGGAGAUGUCGCACAUCCAGGGAGCCGUUGUGGUCCGCCGGCCCGAUCUGGUGCGGGCCCCCGGAUCCCUGGCGCCUGCCCACGACCUUGACUUCGUCAAGACGUUUCAGUCCUAUUUCCCGAUCUCGCAAACCUCGCUGCUAAGGCGAUUGGUUGAGGCCGACGAGUUCAACUUGACGUCCACGACCGAGCACGUGCUUCCGGCGUUUAAGGAGCUAUUUGUUGCCACUUCUUUCUUAGGUGCCGUUCGCGAGGGCAACCCUGCCGCAGCGGAGCUAUUGACCCCGUACUGUUCGGGAGAGGACCCAAGGCAAGACAUCGAGGAGUGCGUGAGGAUUCCUACGUUGGUCAGCAUGGCAAACGUGUACACUAACAAGAAGGGGGCCGUGUGGAACGAGAAUGAUUAUAUUAUACCGGUGAAUUGUCAGGGACCAGUACGCCGUGAGCUCGAUUUCGUUCGACGAAUAUCCGCGCAUGGUUUGCCAAGAAGCCUCCUAAACUACGACAAGGUGUUCGUGAUGACCCAGGAGUGGACCCCAAACUACUACCACUUUACGGUGGAACAUCUUCCGCGGAUCACAUUGGCGCUUGAUAUCCUUCUCGAAAACCCUGAAAUCGCGAUCUCAAUGCAUUACUACCAGCGCGACCCACUCCAUCAGGACAUUUCGGCAGUGCAGGAAGUUCAAAUGGAGAUGCUUGAGAUUCUGGGAAUCAACAGAAAGCGCGUCGUCUUCGUCAAUAGAGAGAUGCAUGCAGAACUAGCAAUCGUACCGACUAGUACUAACUGCGGCGACCCCGACCUGCAGAUGGUCAACAUGCUCAGGAACAGAUUCUUGCAGGGCCUUUUCCCGACCACGAAUGGCCUUCCUCCUGCGCCACCCCGCCCGGUGAUUGUGCUCGUUGUGCGCAACAAACUUCGGGGCCUGAUGAACAAUGAAGAGGUGAAAGAGGCCCUGGAGAGAAAUUUUCCGAGCUUCAGCGUGGUGGAGUUCUUCGGCACAGGUUCCGUCCGUGACCAGCUCGAGACCUUCGCAACCGCGGCCAUGAUCAUUGCUCCCCACGGGGCCGGACUUGCCAACAUGAUGGUCGCGCCCCUGCACACUCCGGUGCUGGAGAUAGGGACGUUAGCGUGCCCCCCCUGCUUCUUGAGGCUCGCGUUGAAGCUCCACCACAUCUACGCGAGACAUCCCGGCGGCGAGUGGUCACAGAAGUGCCAUACAUGGUUCCACCCAGACGUCGAUGAAGUCGUCGAAUUAGCAAGGGAUCUCCUCGAGGCAAAAGGCCAGGCAGAGAAUGCCCUGGAGCCCUGAAGUAGCAGAAGGUCAUCAAGAACACCAGCAAUUUUCACGGUCCACCUCCGCCCGGCUUCACCGUUUCUGGGAAUCCUCUCAGUUACCCAUGUUAGACUUCCUAUCGUACGCACGGUCGCGUCCUUCACAGCCGGGACGGAACGCCUCAAAUGUGUGCCAAGGCACCGGGACCGGGCGGGGGGGCUUUUUCCCUACUUCAGCCGAUCCAGGUAUGCCCUCUCGGGUGUGGAGGACUAGGUCAUCUCCGUAAUCCGUCGGCGAAGCUUCAUCGCCCUCUUGCAUGGCGAUGUACACCUCCCAUUGAGGAAGGACAUUCAAUAAAGUGUGCUUUCUCAAGUAUUGCUUGUGUACGUACUUGUAGUUGGCCUAUAUUGUUUGUCGAUUCGUGAUGCUUUACGCUUUGUGUGUGGUCGUUCAUGCGCGUUUGAUUUCCGUGAUUAUGAUGUAUAGCCCGCGCUAAGCAGCUAACCGAAAUCAGGCCAAUAAACAACACGUUAGGUCCAGGGUCCUCUGGCAGUGCAUGUCUUGUGUUUUUUUGUGAGCGUCACCCGUGAUGCUCACCUGGUAAACGAACCGGCGUCUUUUUCCUGGACAAAUAUCGCGAAAGCGCCUUGUAGGCCUCGGGCUGGGGGACCGACCAAUGAAAUAUGGGAACACGCUUUCGAUCAUCGGGGUCCCCCGACAGAGGGGGUUCUAACGAAUGUUCCCAGAUAAAUGUUGGCCUGCUGAUGACCCAUGUUGGUUUGGAUCAAAUUGCUUUUUGUGGGUUGUUCGAUGGCAGCAGUUUCGAUGGUGUAUUGGACUCCUGCUCCCUUCGGGAUAUUUUCCUUGUCUCUUUCAUUUUCUAGUAAUGUGCUGGCGCUUCCGUUGUUACUUAGCACGUGACACGGACCAGAUUGCUCAGGUGAUACCAUCUGAUGAAGAGUAAGAAACUAACAAUAGCGUUGAUUUCUUGCAAUUUUGUGCUUUUCACUGAGACCCUAACCCUUGGGUAUGACGGACUGAAGACCGUGUGCACCUCCUCGUGUUCCUGAUGACGUGUUUAUCGCGCCAUUGUCCACCUGGAUCUUGUGGCAAAUCGAUAGAUCAUUCUUCUCUUAAUGCGUAGAUCCUGAAUGGAACUAUCCACGUUAUUGCUCAUUUCGUUAUGUUGGGAUGAAUUGUUCAGUGUAGCCAUGCGUACGAGGCGUGCGUAACGCGUUUCAUGUCAUUCUGAGCAAGGGAUAGUUGUUAAGAAUGCUCGCGGGAAUGACAACCGAGCCCUCUCGUUAUGAAAUGCAGGCAUGUAAAUCCUUUGUUUGUCUUAGGACUGAUCUCUUGAGAUCGGGAGGCAAGGCGUAGCGUAGAUAGAACCUACGAGCGCGUGCUGGUCUGGUUGAAUGAUGACUAAGUACCUCAUGUUGGCUCAGCUUUCGAUUUUGGGCCAUGGGACCUACUUAAUCUUUUGCGCUUUUGCGCGCCACGUUGUUUGUUGUCGACGUAAUGGUGGCGUUCAAUGUCUUUUUCGGAAAUGCGUUUUCUUUUCGGUGGGAUUUCCCAGUUAGCCACCGAAACCCUUGUUUUUCCUUGUAAGGGGACGGAAGGCAAGGUAAUAGCUAAUCGGUUCCACUGGUGUACGAAAGUGAAGACAACCAAAUUAUGACAGUCGACGACGAGAAGGCGCCAUGACCGCGCCAGCACUGGGCGCGCAACGCGGCGCUUAGCAGCGUAGACUAUGUGCCUUGCUCUCCCUCCACGCGUAUAUCGGAGAUUAGCCCCCGGUGGCAGGUCAUAGCUACCGCACUCCGGACCCUAUGCUCUCCCAGAGUCGAGGUUUCCAUCUUGUGUUGUGACAAGAGGAAAUAGUCCUCGACCGACGUUGGGGGAACAUGUGCUUUGGGGAUCUCCACAUUGUUGUUGAGUCUUGUUGGUUGCUAGGCAAGAAAGCUUAAGGGGUAACCGGAACCCGACUGGCUGGUGGCGAUUCGGUUCAAACGCCGGACGUCCUCCUGCAGGUAACAUUUCAAAUGUCGUCGUCACGAUCAUAGUCC
Molecule: messenger RNA, 4065 nt
Organism: Ectocarpus sp. CCAP 1310/34
Lineage: Eukaryota; Phaeophyceae; Ectocarpales; Ectocarpaceae
Source: the annotation of a GenBank genome assembly